GUCUGCGCCCUUCGGAAAGGUGGUAAAGGAGCAACCUUUUUAUAUCUGGCCUAAAUUAAGACCGAUUUGAAUGUUUUAAUACCAUUCGCGACUUGAAGCCGCUUCUUUAUAGCAACUCUAUCUGACUGUACAUUUUGUCCUUUCCUCUGCUUUCACAUCCCACAGUUACCCUUUGUGAAUGGUUAGUAAAUGUAAUAGUACAUUUCUACCCCAGAAUAUAUAAAUAUUUCGACCUUAAGUGCUUUAAAGAGCCCCGCAGGUUUCAGAAUUACUCGAUUUUUAGUUUCAGUUAUAUGAUAGUUUUCUGUUGAAAUAAUAAGCGACAGUGAAUGUUAUUUGCAUGUAGGUAAACCUAUAAAAGAUGAAUGUUAUCUAAUGCACAGGAUUGUUUUGUGUAAUGCUUUCAUCUAUGCUAAUCUGUUGGACAUAGAAGAUGCCUUUAAAUAUACAUGUUAUGUUUGUGGAAAAUAAGAUGAUGUAAACUUAUAAUAGUUUGCAGUAAAGUUUAGUGUAACUUUCUGAUCUGGUAAGAUGUGGUAGGAUGUAUUGGAGCCGAGGCCUUUCUGAAUCUGUUUAUGCUGCCACACAUUGAAUUUCAUUCACAGUCUUUUCAGUAUGGCUCACAGAAGAGCCUUAAACCACCUGGGCACAGUGAAGAAUUAUCUUGGUAGUCUGUUGGAUCCUGCCUUUCAAAAAACACCAAAUGUCAUCUACAGACAAAGUCGACCUAUUGGUUUCCAUGUCAGACUUAAUGGUCAUUUCACUAAUCACUGUGGGAAUACAAAAAGAACUUUACAUACCAGUGCACCAGUAUCGGUGGCCAAAUUACUAUCGCUGGAGGAGAUUUUUUCCAGGACAUCCCUGCAAGAGCACCUGAAAAAGAUGGAGGGGGAGUAUAGUGAAUGUUUAAAGGCAAUCAACAGCAGUGAGACAGAAAAGCGGCCCAGUGAGGAAGAACUGAGAGCCAAGAGGACCAAAGUGUCUCUGCUGAGUCCUCUGGUGCACAGUGUCGGAGAGUUGAAGACUAAAGAAAAAGAGAUGGCCGAAACAGAAAUGCUGCUGAAAGAUGAAGACCAAGCCCUCCGAGAACUGGCUGAGCUGGAGAGAGAAGCCUGUAUGCAAGAUAUUCAAACUCUCAAACAAAAGAUCCUAGACUUGUUGAUCCCCGAGGAGGAAACUGACCUGAGUGAUCUCGUGCUGGAAGUCACGGCUGGUGUCGGGGGUCAGGAGGCCAUGCUUUUUACUGCUGAGGUUUUUGACAUGUACCAGGGCUUUGCUCAGUACCACGACUGGUCAUUUGAGAUCCUGGAGUACAUGACCAGUGAAAUAGGAGGAGUACGGCACGCUUCAGCUAGUUUAAGUGGCCCUCAGAGCUACAAGAGGAUGAAGUUUGAGGCUGGAGUCCAUCGGGUCCAGAGGGUUCCCAAGACUGAGAAACAAGGCCGGAUGCACACCAGCACCAUGACUGUAGCUGUACUUCCACAACCCACUGAGAUCUCUUUUACAAUAAACCCUAAGGACCUGAGGAUUGAGACUAAGAGGGCGAGUGGAGCUGGAGGUCAACAUGUCAACACAACAGACAGUGCAGUCAGAAUAGUCCAUCUGCCUACAGGUGUGGUUGCAGAGUGUCAGCAGGAGCGUUCUCAGCUGAAGAACAAGGAGAAAGCCAUGAAGGCCCUUAGAGCCAAACUGUAUAGCAUGAAACUGGAAGAAGAGACCAGCAAACGCUACAACCAGCGUAAAAUACAGAUUGGCACCAAAGGCAGAUCAGAGAAGAUCCGGACCUACAACUUUGCCCAGGAUCGUAUAACAGAUCACCGGAUUGGCUUGACAGUCCAUGAUACUGAGAGCUUUCUGCUGGGAGAGGAGCUGCUGGAUGAGAUGAACUCUUCUCUGCAGGACUUUUCUAAUCAGGAGACACUCUUGGAACUAUUGGGAGAAAACCAGGAGGCAUACUGAGAUUGGCUCUCAUUAGAGUGGAUUAUUGACAUUAAAUAUAUAUUCUAAUACUGGUCACAUCUAGUCUCUUAAUUCAAUGGUGGAAAACUGCAAGAGACAGACUAUGAUGGAUCGUACAGGUGAUUAAGUCAUAAUUAAUGAGAAUAAAUGAAUAAACUCCAACUGCACAGACCUCUGAAAAAACCAAAAGUCCACUCUUGUUCAUGUUGCUCAGUAUUAUUCAGCCAUAACCAAACCACAAGCAGCUUUGGAAAUCAUUACUGAACCACUGUAAUGUGGUGCUGGCAUGUGUCGUCUGCUUCUUCCUUGUAUCUUAAAGGAUCCUCAAUUCAUUUUCUUUCUGGAGGUUGUAACAGACAGAUGUUUUGUUGAUCCCAAUUCCCUUAGUAGCAACCCUGUGUACCUCUCUCCAUGAAACACAAAUAUGACUGUCUUCUCAUCGUACACGUCUAUCAUUUGAGUAAAUGCUGAAUUCUUAGAUAGUAUUAUUUCUGUGAUUAUUUGUCCAUUCAUUUGAACAAAAAACAAUGAAGAUAGGCAGGUUUGUACUCAAUUUAUACAUAAAUAUCGCUUAAAUAUUCUAGUUAAUAUUCCAGCCUCUGAAAUUGCUUUUGAAAUUAAUAGUUACUUCAAAAAGAGAUCCAUGCACAAACUGGUUGCUUUUAACGACUCAAUCAGGAUACUGCUGAGAGUCCCAAGACAUUAUACUGCAAGUCAGAUGUUUGUGGAUUGUGAUGUUCGAUGAUGUGCGGCUGCUAUACGGCAUUUUAUUUAUUCAUUCAUGUGCAGAGUUACAAAAUUAUCAAACUCAAUUGUACAAGCCCUGGUCUGUCCCAAGAUUACUUCUGUGAGGCUUACAUCUAAAAUGUGGUCUCACUGACGAUUGAGCCUUUAUGAAUAAGCGACAUAUGGAUUUAUACUGUUUCUUUUUUUCUCUCCUUUUUUGUUUUAUCCUAAGGACCAAGUUUUGUGUCCUUAAUAAAGCUUAAAUGAAUAAACUUGAAAAAAACUAUAUACUAAAAAAAUGCAGUAGUAUAAAGUGACUAAAGUAAAUGUCUAUUUACACUACAAACAAAAAGUUAAGGAUAUUUUUAAUUUUCUGGCUAUUUUUUUCAGAUAGGAUUCUUGCCCAGUGCUUGUAAGAGCCAAAACAUGAUGGCUAAUAGGAAUUAAUGUUUAUAAGUUUAUUUGUGUGAAGUUGCAAAUUUCUGAUUUUCAUUGUUGCCAUUUAAUGCACCAUCACUGUGUAUGUGUGUCUUAUGGCCUCACUGCUGUAAGAAAAAAGAGCUUACGGAGCUUAUGAGUAUAUA
Molecule: messenger RNA, 3269 nt
Organism: Sphaeramia orbicularis (orbiculate cardinalfish)
Lineage: Eukaryota; Metazoa; Chordata; Actinopteri; Kurtiformes; Apogonidae
Gene: mtrf1l
Product: mitochondrial translational release factor 1-like
Exons: 8
Coding region: 616-1959 (447 amino acids)
Biological process (GO): mitochondrial translational termination
Cellular component (GO): mitochondrion
Molecular function (GO): translation release factor activity
Source: RefSeq, a predicted model, not a curated record